AGGGUGCCAGUGAUGCCCGGAUCGCCCGUGGAAGUGAAGCUACAGUCCAGGUCCUCUCCUCCCAACAUGCCGCCGCUGCCCCCCGUGAACCCUGGUGGCCCCCGGCCGGUGUCCUUCACCCCAGCUGCACUGCCCAACGGAAUAAACCAUUCCCCUCCGACGCUGAACGGGGCACCAUCCCCACCGCAGAGGUUCAGCAACGGACCUUCCUCCUCCUCCUCCUCCUCGCUGACGAACCAGCAGCUCCCGGCCACGUGCGGUGCCCGGCAGCUCAGCAAGCUGAAGCGCUUCCUCACUACCCUGCAGCAGUUCGGCAACGACAUUUCGCCGGAGAUCGGGGAGAAGGUCCGGACGCUGGUCCUGGCCUUAGUGAACUCAACGGUGACGAUCGAGGAAUUUCACUGCAAGCUGCAAGAGGCGACGAAUUUCCCCCUCCGGCCGUUUGUGAUCCCCUUUCUGAAGAACACCAACACCACGUCCCCCGCCGACUCCUCCGAGCUGCUCAUCGAGGUGAACGGGAAGAGGCACAGUCCGGACAGAAGGGAAGACAGCAGCUUUGAGAGGGAGACGCUGCCGACGGAGCCUCCGGCCAAGAGGGUGUGCACCAUCAGCCCCGCGCCCCGGCACAGCCCGGCCCUCACCAUCCCGCUGAUGAACCCCGGGGGGCAGUUCCACCCCACCCCGCCGCCCCUCCAGCACUACACCUUGGAAGACAUCGCCACCUCCCACCUCUACAGGGACCCCAGCAAGAUGCUGGAGCACAGAGAGAUUCGGGACCGGCACAGCGGGCUUGGUUUGAACGGGGGAUACCAGGACGAGCUGGUGGACCACCGCUUGACGGAGAGAGAGUGGGCUGACGAGUGGAAGCAUCUCGAUCACGCGCUGAACUGCAUCAUGGAGAUGGUGGAGAAGACCCGGCGCUCGAUGGCCGUGCUGCGGCGCUGCCAGGAGGCCGAUCGGGAGGAGCUCAACUACUGGAAGAGGCGAUGCAGCGAGACGGCCGAGGCGCGGAAGGCGGGCGGCGAGCUCCUCUCCAGGCAGCACAGCCCCGGCAGCUCCGACUCCCUCGGCAGCGAUUCGUUGCGGGAGUUCAGCAGCAGGUCAGGAACGGGCUACGUCACUGAAGAGAUCUGGAAAAAAGCUGGUGAGUGUUUGCUGGCGAGGGAUUCUGCCGGCUCGGUGGAGAGUUGCUGGAACUGCGGUCGCAAAGCCAGCGAGACGUGCAGCGGCUGCAACAUCGCCCGGUACUGCGGCUCCUUCUGCCAGCACAAGGACUGGGAGAGGGUGUCCAGCCAUGGCAGGGCCUGGGGAGGGGUGAUCCGCACCCGCUGCGGUGACGUCUGCCGGGAGCACAGGGAAUGGGGUUAG
This is a messenger RNA of Opisthocomus hoazin, 1368 nucleotides long. NCBI's taxonomy places the organism in Eukaryota, Metazoa, Chordata, Aves, Opisthocomiformes, Opisthocomidae. The record is from RefSeq and is a predicted model, not a curated record.